UGAUGAUCAAAAUAAUAAAACAAAAUUUAGCAGAAAUCAUUUCAUUGCCUGGGAGGAUGUGUGUCCUCGUCGAAAAAGAAAUGGGAAAGGAAGUCGUGCGACUGUUUCUCCGAGAGCUCAAACAGGCACGACAGCAUGAUUGCUACUGAGGUCUGAGAGCUCUAUGGGCCCACAGUAUCAUUUCUAUGAUCGUGGAUCUGGGUCUGCAAAUCCAGCUGCAGUGUUCUAAAUUGGUGCUCUUUUGAUUUCAAGUUCUUCAGAGUUCAGAAAGACAGCCAUGGCAGUUGCAAAUGACCCUUAUGUUGGAGCAUGGAAGAUUGUGGAGGUGAUCUCGCUGUGUGGCUCCGGCUGCCAGUCAGUCCUGGAGGGAACAGAGAUGAAGCUGGAUGAGAGCGGGGAUGUCACAUGGAUCCUGCCAGAAGGCAGUGAGUCGGACUGCGCCCUGUUCCGGUGUGAGGUGUACGACCUCGUCACCGACCACUCGUACAACAACGACAGACGCUCGCUGAUGCUGGCAGCCGUCCAGGGACACGUCGUCGUCUUCAAGGUGGACCACCCGACGCCCCAGGACCUGAUGGUUUUGACCUGCGAGGCCUGGUGCAUCCUGCAGUGUCAGCGCGUGCCCUGCCGCCAGCCGCCGCCCGAUCAUCCGUUCUCACUGGCGCCACUCAUCGGCUGCUCCGUGUACUCGGAUGUCGCCGUCACGGCGGCAGAUGGCAGCACGUUUGCUGCGCACAGUCAGAUUCUGCGCCUACUAGCGCCAUCUAUAGACUGGCUUGCCGAUCCGCUGCGCCAUCUGCCGGCGCCGGCCGUGCGGGCGGUUCUGCACUAUCUCUACACGGAGUCUCUACCCGAGGGCCUGGCGCCGACGGUGGCCACGGAGCUACGAAGAGAGCUGCGUCAGCUUCCGGAGCUAGAGCCUCUGGCAGAGCUGUGCGGCCGGUACCUGACCAAUGUGACGCUGAGAGAUGACCUGCGCCGUCUGGUGGCCGACAUGCUCUCGUGCUGCCGCGCGGUGAACGGGGCCCUCUCGGAGGCGGUUGGUCGGCCCCGCCAGGGAGCCGAGUCCGUGCUGGCCUGUCCCAGCCAGCUGUCGGCUCUGGCCAGACUCUGUCUGCAGCAGAUGGCGCUGGGUCUCAGCAAACUGGCGCUGACGUUUGAUUUGUACGGCCACCACGAGAUGCCUCUGGGUUCGGAGGAGCGUCGUGAGAUAAUUCGAUACGCCCAGUCUCGGCUGCCCCAGUUUCUCACCGAGCUGCAACGAAUGUUACACGGUCUGCGAACGUUACUCUCCUCAGCCAGUCAGACCCAGCGCUCCGACCUCGCCGCCCGGUCCGUCUCAGAGCUGGAGUGGCUUGCGGUGACCAUAUCAACCCUACUGGAGGAGAGUAAAACAUUCCUGGAAGCGGCUCUGGGCGCGAUGACGGCACCCGAUGGACCGACUGCCGCUCGACGGGAUGGCUCACUCACCUAUGUGCUUCGGAGUCGAACUAUGCUGUGUCUGCAGACUCUUCUGGAAAGACUGACUCGGGCCAACAUCUACAUACUGCAGAAACGUGAGUACCUCUCCGCCGUGGGCGAGGCGGGUGGCGCGCGGCUGGUGGCCCGCAGUACGGAGCGGCUUCUGGACGAGCUCCCCGCACUGAUGGCGUGUGCCGCUCUGGACGAGGCGGCAGAACUGGCCGGACAACAUGUCACCUGGCGAGAGUUCAAGUUCUACUUCAUCGCUACUGCCAGCCGCGUGCACCACAUAAUGGAGCUGCUGCGGCAGCACUCGGAAGUGGUCCGACCCCUGGUCGACCACAUCCGGCUCCUGGUGGGAGGAGAGCAACUGGACGCCACCCUCGCCCGACUCGGACUGCUGGAAGACACGCUGGGAGCCAAUCAGGAGCCGGGAGACAGCGCGGCGGCCAAUCACAGCGCCGGAGACAGCGGAGUAGCCAAUCGCAGCGCUGGAGACAGCGCGGCGACCAAUCGGGAGACAGGCGGCGGCGAGACGACCAAUCAGAGCGUGGGAAGUGGUGGGAGGACCAAUCAGAUGUCUGGAAAUGGAGGAAUAGGAAGACUGGGGGCGGAAGAUCCGUGGAAGAGCAAUCGCUCCUCAUCUCCAGCCUCGAAUGAAUCAGAUUCGUUGUCCCUGGUGUCUGCGCUGACGCGGCCUCCCCUCAGUCGCGACAGUGGACUCGCCCGCCGCUGUCACCAGCUGUUUGAGUCGGGACGAGACACCGAUCUGCAGUUCACAGUCCGCGGGGACCCCGUGGUGCCGUCGCUGCUGGGCGGCCACGGUGCUGCCAUCUCUGGGCAGCAGGAGACAGUUCUGUUGGCACACGGCCCGGUGGUGGCAGCACGGUCGUCCUGGCUGCGAAGGGUCCUCACUUCGGGGAUGAAGGAGAGCAUCGACAGGCAGGUGUCGAUUUGUGACGCCUCUCCCGCCAUCUUCCGGUCGAUGCUGGAGUUCGUGUACUGCGGUCACGUGACACCCGAAAACUGGCCGCCCGAACAGCUGAUGGAGCUUCUGGUGCUGGCUGACCGAUAUGAGCUGGAUGAUCUCAAACACUCGUGCGAGGCUCUGCUCGAGACUCACAUUGACGAGGAUUCCGUCUGCUGCCUACUGAGUAUAGCCGAACAGUAUAACGCCCGGAAACUGAAGAGUUCAGCGCUGGAGUUUGUGGCCACCAAUCCCGAGGUGGUACAGUCGGAGCUGUUCCUGGAGCUCGGGCCGGCGCUGCAGGCGGAGGUCGAGGAGACGGCCGUCUGGGCACCGCCCAGGUGUCAGCUGAUGUGUGACGUCAGCCGGCGCAGAAUGGCCGACCUUCAGAUCGACUCGCCGCUGGAUAACACUGAGGAACUAGUGAACCUGACUCGCGGCAUACACCUCAGACAGACGUCCCGCUCUUCCUCCAGCUCUACUGAGGAAUCUCCCGCGCCGCCGGCCGGCCGGCUGGAGGCCUGUCUCCAGCGACUGCGCAGUAUCGUCGGAGAGGAUGUCACGCGCGCAGAACUCAUACGAGUUAUACUGGCGGCCGAUUAUGACGUCAACAGGGCACUCAACUUCUUCUUCUCGGCGUGAGCCCCACGGGAUGGGCUUUGAGGAACAAUUGAGAGCCAGGAGUUCGAAGGCCGAAUGUGACUAUUUGUGAUUGGUGAUGAUUGUAUUUUCAUGUUUACCUGUUUAUUAUUUAUAUUUAUUUUUGUUGUCUUUUGUAUCAUUUAUUUUUUAAUUUAUGAAUUACUCAUGAAUUGUCUUAUUAUUAAUGGUCUCAUUAGUUUCGACUUUUAUUUAUUAGCCGAAUUUUAUUUGUUAGUCGCAUUGUCUGAUGUGCGCGUAAUACUGCAAGGAAGCAGUCGGAGAUUCUUAGUGUUUUGCAAGGAAUUUUGACUACUUUUUUGACAGUUGAACCAGAAUAUCGAUAGACGUAGUCCAGUGAUAUACAGCACAUUUCCUGAGAGAAUCGGAGCCGCUCUGCACUUUAGUCUGGCAAACCUUAGAACAACGGAUUAAAAGCACAACCGCCACUGAUGCGCGUACCUUUAUAUGCGCCUCCAAUAUAUUCGAGAACAUUUUUUCGGUUUCUUUUUUCAGACUUCUCUCCGAACCAUACAUUUACAAUGAUUUUAAUAGGUGCAAAGGGGUUCAAGCACUUUAUUUCUUUUUAUUUGUAUAUGUUAUUUAUUUCUUUACUUAUUUUCAUUCCUUCUUUGGUUUGCCAGAUUAUAGAAGGCGUAGAGAGCAAUCACCCUAUGCGUUUAACGGUGUGAAUGUGGGGACGCGAUUUGGUGUGAAAUUUGAUCUCACUUGGUUGUGACCCGUUGUUUUUGUAAGUAGACACGAAUUGUCUGAAUUGUCACUGAAUAUGGCAAAUUUGAGUCCAUAUAAAUGUAUGUAUGCAUUUACCGGUAAGUGGAGCCUGCCAGGCAUUAGCAUAUAGGUACUGAAUGUAUCUCGCAUAAGCGGACUGUUAUGCAUUGCACCAGAGGAGGAAACUGGUUGCCUUUUUAAGUUUCUGUGAAUACAUUUAUGGGAUGUUAACUACUAGACAUACCUAGUCGAAGGCAAGCUUUACAACAAAGCCAUGUUCGGUUUAAUGUAUUGACUUAUGGAUGGCGUAUGAUGUUAUAUUCAUAUCUAUGUUCUCAAUGUAAACGAUGACCAUCCGUUAACACCAGGACCUCGUUUCAUAAAGCGAGUCCGUAACUUACGCCGGUUUUUGGUAUUGUAUUGCAAGUGCAUGUGAAGCGAUGACGAUAGCUUGAAUCGUUCAAUUUAUUUAUUUUGCAAGCAAGAACAGAAGGGAGAAGGGCAAAUAAAUUUAUUGCUUUACAUGCGCUUGCAGUACAAGCCCAAAAACUGGCGUAAGGUACGGACUCGCUUUAUGAAACGAGGCAGAAUGCAGAAUGCGCCGAAAGUAUUUAAAUGUGAUGGCAUGUGCGUUGAAGCGACUGGAUACGGUUAUGCCAGGUGAUUGCCGAUCUGUGUGGUUUUAUAAGCUGUGAUCUUUAGGUUUCGGCAUAACAAUUUGUUCAGUCAAGCCUUGGCUAAAGCUAGAGAACAUGUUUCCGAGGCCCUUUCGAACAAGUGUACCUAUCUGUAUCAGUAUUCCACGGAUAACUGUGUGUGGUAGAUAUUGAAAGAAUGCUAGUUAAAUGUUCGCGAGAGGUGUCCCGCCACGACCUUGACGAUUAUCUUUGCGGAACACUGGUAC
Amphibalanus amphitrite is the source of this 4703-nucleotide messenger RNA. RefSeq lists its product as uncharacterized. Gene Ontology annotation, biological process: regulation of proteolysis; proteasome-mediated ubiquitin-dependent protein catabolic process. The record is from RefSeq and is a predicted model, not a curated record. The transcript has 20 exons. Bases 278 to 3070 code for a protein of 930 amino acids. Lineage: Eukaryota; Metazoa; Arthropoda; Thecostraca; Balanomorpha; Balanidae. Gene Ontology annotation, molecular function: ubiquitin protein ligase binding. Gene Ontology annotation, cellular component: cytoplasm.